GUGGAGGAUCUCUUUCGGGUGGUUGUUAAUGAGCUUUCGCGGGAGUAUGGGGGACGGUUGUUUGAGUCGCGCGUUAUGUAAGGCGUCAACUGUUCCAGUUGUUCCAUUUGGUUCCAAGGUCUCUUCCAUUUCCAGAUCCCUCAUCAUGGCUACGCCGCGCUCCUCAGCUAUCCAUGCUCUCUCCUCUGCGAAUCCCAAGCAGCCUUCUUUACUUGUUUUCUCAGGUGGAACUGCAUUUAAUGGUGUUGUAGAAGAAUUGAAAAAGUUAACAACUAGCGUUGCACAUGUUCUCCCUGUCUCUGAUGAUGGAGGAAGUACAGCUGAGAUUGUUCGAGUGCUUGGUGGUCCAGCUGUUGGAGACAUAAGGUCAAGAUGUUUGAGACUCUCAGAUGAAAGUACUUCUGAAGCUCUAGCUGUGCGAAGAUUGCUUGGUCACCGCUUACCUAUUGAUGCUAUACAAGCCAAAUCAGAAUGGUACAAAAUUGUGGAAGGAGAGCACUCUUUAUGGAAAGAUGUAUCAAAACCCUACAGGGAAACAAUUCAAGCUUUUCUGGUUUAUUUUCAAAAUCAGAUCCUUCGCCGGUCAAGUGAAUAUUUCUGUUUCAGCAAUGGCAGCAUCGGAAAUUUCUUCUUUGCAGGGGCACGCAUAUUCUUUCAGUCUUUAGAUGCUGCAAUAUUUUUGUUUUCCCGUGUUUCAGAUAUUCCGUCCGAAAGUCUUGUUCUCCCUGUGAUUUCAACCAAUGACAGGCUUACAUUGGGAUGUGAAUUAUGGGAUGGAACUGUGAUACGUGGUCAGAACGAAAUAUCUCAUCCAACCAGUGGAUCUAUAGAACCAAUAAAUAAGGAAAACUCCAAAGUUUCGACACUGCCUUCAAGAAUAAAGAGGGUGUUCUACAUGUCGAGUGAGGGAAAAAAUUUGCUGCAUGAGGUCUUCCCUGAAGCUAACCCUUCUGUCCUGGAUCAGCUGAAUAAUGUUGACUGCAUAGUUUAUGCAAUGGGUUCACUAUUUACUUCUGUCUGCCCCUCACUGGUCUUACUUGGCAUUGCGGAGAUCAUUUCCUUGAGAUCUUGUCCCAAGGUCCUUUUGUUGAAUGGCUCACAUGACAGAGAAACUAGUGGUUUCUCUGCAUCUUGUUUUGUAACCGCCAUUACAGAUGCUUUAAACAGAAAAUAUGGAGAGCCUCAAAACUGUCUCAAUAACCGUCCGAGUGAAUACAUCAAUGCCUUGUUGGUUCCUAAGGAUGGUGAAAUUCCUGUAGAUACUAACUCUUUGGCUGCCCAAGGAAUUUUUCAUGUGAUAAUGGUUGAUUCCAUACAUGAUCCCAAAGGUGGAAUUAUUUUUGACCCAAAGUCUUUAAUUCAAGCUCUUGCCCAUUUGAUUGACGAUCAAAUGAGCAUACAUGAUAACGGAGCUUUAUGACCGUUUGGGGUAUUCAGGACCAUGUGGGAGAAAUUAAAUUGAUAUCUGAUCCUCACCUUUCAGGUGGAUUCUUUUUGAGGUCUUCCCCAGCUAAACAAUCUUUUAUGAUACAAAUGUCCUAGCAAGUGCAGUCUUGUGAUCCUCCAAUUCUGGAUGAUAUGUACAAUAUGUAUUAUCAAAAGCCUAAGGCAACAGGAAUUUUAUCAGUUAGUCCAACAAUUUUCUUCUCGAUUAUAGUUAAAAAAAGAAAAAAAAAAAAUUUUCUUGACAGGUAUUUCUUUCAGGUUUCUCUCCAGAGGACGUGUUCAGUUGCCAUAGGCAUGAACCUAGUCACUCUUUUGAGCAGCUGUUCAUCUCUUGGCUCUUUUCUUCAUCAGAGGCCAAAAGCAGCGUUGGAGUUGUCGUAAAAAUCUUAGAAGGAAAACAUUUUAUUGUAUGUAAAGUAUGGCUACCAUACUUAUAUGUGUCAUUUUUUGAUACUACUAUUUUUUGUAGUGCAGUUAGUGGUUUAUACAUUGGGAUUGUAGAAAUCAUGUAGAACAUGGACAUCAAAGGAUUUGGUAGUUGUGGCGCUGACCUUUUUGGCUGGUUUUACAUACCAAAACAUGGAAAACAUGUAUAUGGGGUCGCCAUUUUAAUCUGAAACUAACUAUUUCUG
Messenger RNA from Telopea speciosissima, 2078 nucleotides. RefSeq lists its product as uncharacterized. Lineage: Eukaryota; Viridiplantae; Streptophyta; Magnoliopsida; Proteales; Proteaceae. The transcript has 14 exons. Bases 29 to 1420 code for a protein of 463 amino acids. Gene Ontology annotation, molecular function: LPPG:FO 2-phospho-L-lactate transferase activity. The record is from RefSeq and is a predicted model, not a curated record.